AUGACUUUCCCUGUCCGACCAGACAACAAGGUCGACCUCGAUUGUGACGAGAUCGAGCGAGAUGAGGUCGAGCAAGUACAGCUCGGUGGAGUCACCUUCACUAAGGAGGAGGAAGCAAAGUUGGUCCGGAAGAUUGACCUGUUUCUCCUGCCGACAAUCUGGCUCAUGUAUCUGCUAUCCUACAUGGACCGUACCAAUAUUGGGAACGCUAAAAUUGCUGGUAUGGCUGAUGACUUGGAAUUGUCCUCCAGCGAAUACUCAGUCGCUCUGGUCGUUUUCUUCGUCGGAUACGUCAUUUUCGAGGCACCAAGUAAUAUGAUCCUUGUCCGAAGUCGUCCAUCUCGUUACUUGCCCGCGAUCAUGGUAAUUUGGGGUGGACUGACAUGCGCAAUGGCUGCUAUCAAUACCUACCACCAUCUCAUCAUUCUACGUAUUUUCGUCGGUAUCCUAGAAGCCGGAUUUGCACCAGGGAUAUUGCUCAUUAUUAGCUCGUGGUACAAGCGAAGCGAGCAAUCAAAACGAUUUGCUGUCUUCAUCAGUGCCGCCAUUCUCUCGGGAGCCUUUGGAGGUCUCCUAGCUGGUGCGAUCACUGGCGGACUGGAAGGAGCUCACGGCUUGCGUGGAUGGAGGUGGUUGUUCAUCGUGGAAGGCGUUGCCACCAUUGGCUGGGCUGGAGUUUCUGGCUUCAUUCUACUCGACUUUCCUGCAACCUCCAAGCGAUUGACUGAGCGUGAGCGGGCUAUUGCAAUUGCUCGACUGCUUGACGAGGGUGUCACAGUCCGCACUGAGCAUGGGCCAAAAAUUUCCAAGGCCAGAUCCUUCUGGUUGGCACUGAAGGACUGGAGGACCUGGGGCUUUAUUCUGGGCUACAUGGUCAUUGUUGGAUCCUCAACUCUCAGCUAUUUUUACCCAACAUUGGUUCACAACUUGGGAUACACAUCGACAGUUCAAGCCCAGUAUAUGACUGUCCCGAUUUAUGCAGUAGCUUUUGUCUGCACUGCAGUGACUGGUUACUUUUCGGAUCGUAUCCCAACGUGGAGGGGCAUUGUGAUAUCAGCCUGGCUGACGUUCUCAAUGAUCACCUCGAUAAUUGUGUGCAUUAUUCACAAUUUUACCGCCCGGUAUGCGCUCCUCGUUCUGAUGGCAGCGGGUUUGUGGUCUUCAAAUGCACUCUCUCUAUCUUUCGCCUCUUCGACCUUUGGUUCAAUGGAACCAGAAGUUCGAGCUGUUGCACUGGCACUGGUGAAUGCAAUGGGAAAUCUGGCUCAAAUAUAUGGAGCCUAUCUUUCCCCUCAGCAGAUAGCCCUCAAUACGCCAUGGGCUUUGGCGUCAUCUCUGGCCUUCUAG
This is a messenger RNA of Exophiala aquamarina CBS 119918, 1347 nucleotides long. RefSeq lists its product as uncharacterized. Gene Ontology annotation, biological process: transmembrane transport. Gene Ontology annotation, molecular function: transmembrane transporter activity. Gene Ontology annotation, cellular component: membrane. The transcript is spliced from 6 exons. The coding region runs from base 1 to 1347 and encodes 448 amino acids. NCBI's taxonomy places the organism in Eukaryota, Fungi, Ascomycota, Eurotiomycetes, Chaetothyriales, Herpotrichiellaceae. The record is from RefSeq and is a predicted model, not a curated record.